Molecule: messenger RNA, 2190 nt
Organism: Mesorhabditis belari
Lineage: Eukaryota; Metazoa; Nematoda; Chromadorea; Rhabditida; Rhabditidae
Source: the annotation of a GenBank genome assembly
AUGUACUUUGUGCACAAAUUUCACACCGAGUGCGCCCUGUACAUGCUGGAACACCAUGGAAUUGAGGUCGAUGUUCGGCGAUACGAGAAUGAGAUCAUUCGUCGUACGGAGAACCCAAAUUGGACGGACGCGCAAAAGCUCAAGCGAAAAGUACUGCAAAGACGGAAAUCAAAUAUGUCCUAUGAGGUACCCGAUCGUUUACAAGAUCACAAGGGGUAUCGACCGGUAAACUCUAGCGAAGAAAACGUGCUUCUCCCUUUGGUGACUUUUGAGGAAGACGAGAUUCACUUUGAUGAGCAGAUUGCAAGAAAAACUUUCGCGAAUGAAGCUUAUCAUGGAAAAAAGAUCAGUCUCGUGACUGUAAUGGGCCCAUCAAGGAUGGGCAAGAGUUUCUUGAUGUCAUUUUUGACUGGUGGAAUGAAAGGAAACAAAAUUAGUGGCGCUUUUCAAAGCGGCUACGAGCGAUACACAGAGGGGAUUCUAAUCUUCGUCAAUCCGAUGAUCUCGAAAGAUGGAACACACGUGAUUUUCUUUUUGGACACUCAGGGGACAUUCGAUUUGAAAACGACGAGGAAUAUCUCGACGUGGAUCGCCGGGUUUAGUCUACUCAUCUCCGAUGUUCAGAUUGUUAAUCUUCGAGGAAAUAUCAGCGGCGAUGAUCUUCAUGAUUUGAAUCUGUUUGUUGAAUCAGCUGCGUCUUUUAAAGAAGGCUCAGUGGCAAAGAGUCUAAUUUUCGUGAUACGCGAUGCGGCUGAUUGGAAAGAGAGCGAGUUUCUCGAGAAAUUAUGGAAUCAAAAUGAGAAGUCGAAAGAAAUUAAAGAAAUCGCUGCGUCAUUGAAAAAUCGCUUUAUAAAUGGAAUCGAUUGCGUUUGCGUGGCGCCAGUUUCGGAUCGGAUUCGACGAGCUGAUCGAACAAUUGAGUUACAAGAAGAGGAUCAAAUACUGAUCCAAUGUCUUAAACGAGUUCAACACUUGAUCUAUGAAAAGUGUCAGCUUGAGAGCAAAGCUCAACUACAAGCUCCAAUCGAACUAACCAAAAAAAUCACGGCUUAUCUCCAAGACGAAGCUCCGGAGUUGAGGCCAACUGUCGAGUUAAUCCAAGAAGCCACCGUAAUCCAAGCAGUGAACAAAGCAUUUGAUGUCUUUGCGAAAGCAAUCAAGACUUCAACUCCGGAAACUUUGUCAAUGGCUGAAGCUUUAGGGAAAGCUGAAGUUCACCGAAAAUUGGAAACCCUGUUGCUGAAAAAGGAAAAUCUCGUUGCUGAAGCUCACGCUUUGCUGGAUCCAAAGAUUGAGGAAAUGCUUCUGGAGAAGAAAAACGAGUUCGCUUCACUGAAAACGGAGAAAGACGCGUUGAAAGGGUCUGAGAAGUUUGCCCAAGAAUUUAAAACGAAAAUUCACAAGAUUUCAACUUUAAAAGAGGCUUUGCACUGGGAAAGGGACUCAAUUAUUGAGAAAUACGGUAGCUUUACAAUGCCCUCAGCGACCAUUCAUUCAAUAAAGGAAACGCUGAACACAAAAAUUAUCACCCUUAGAUCACAAUUCAUUGAAACUCGACUCAAUGAGUUGAACAAUGAGCUCCGAGUUUAUUUGCUCACGACCAACUUCGGCAAUGUUCCAGAAGAAGAUCAGAUCAAAGUUCACAUUAAAAAAAUGAUUGAAUCUUUCAAAAUUGAGUGCAUGAAAAAUACCAUCGAAAGCGCACAGUUUCACACAAUCAAAGAAGUGAUUCAAAGCACUUUAAAGAAAACCGGUUUGGUUUGCCGGGACAUGCUUGUCUCAAAGAAAAUCGCAGAGAUCAAAAAAGCCGAGCUCGAAGCUGAAUUGGCUGCCGAGAUCCAGGUCAAUGUUCGGCGAUACGAGAAUGAGCUCAUUCGUCGUACGGAGAACCCGAAAUGGACGGACGCGCAAAAGCUCAAGCGAAAAGUGUUGCAAAGACGGCAAACGAAGCCCACAAAGAAGAAAAUUUGUGCGCAAAGGGUCGGAGAUGUGUUCAACGAGUUGUUGGCUGAGGAGUUUCACAAUGUACUCGCGUGUGACCCAUUGAGCAUUGCGAAAAUCUCGGCACUCAUCGAAUGCUCGAAAAGUCAACGCGACUUUUUCUCGAGCACUCUUUGCAAGUGCUCGUCGACAAAUGGAUCUUUUUCUUUUACGGCUUGCCAAAAAAUGGCUUCGGCGAGAGGGACACGC